This is a messenger RNA of Cercocebus atys (sooty mangabey), 1256 nucleotides long. Its product is annotated as keratin-associated protein 10-3-like. NCBI's taxonomy places the organism in Eukaryota, Metazoa, Chordata, Mammalia, Primates, Cercopithecidae. Bases 1 to 1143 code for a protein of 380 amino acids. Gene Ontology annotation, cellular component: keratin filament. The transcript is spliced from 2 exons. The record is from RefSeq and is a predicted model, not a curated record.
AUGGCCACGUCCACCAUGUCCCUCUGCUCCAGCGCCUGCACUGACUCCUGGCAGGUGGACGACUGCCCAGAGAGCUGCUGCGAGCCCCCCUGCUAUGCCCCCAGCUGCUGCGCCCCUGCCUCCUGCCUGACCCUGGUCUGUACCCCAGUGAGCUGUGUGUCCAGCCCCUGCUGCCAGGCGGCCUGUGAGCCCAAUCCCUGCCAAUCAGGCUGCACCAGCUCCUGCACACCCUCGUGCUGCCAGCAGUCUAGCUGCCAGCCGGCUUGCUGCACCUCCUCCCCGUGUCAGCAGGCCUACUGUGUGCCCGUCUGCUGCAAGCCCGUGUGCUGCAAGCCUGUGUGCUGUGUGCCCACCUGCUGUGGGGCUUCUUCAUGCUGCCAGCAGUCUAGCUGCCAGCCGAUCUGCUGCACCUCCUCCCCCUGCCAGCAGUCCUACUGUGUUCCCGUCUGCUGCAAGUCUGUCUGCUGCAAACCCAUCUGCUGUGUGCCUGUCUGCUCUGGCACUUCCUCUCCAUGCUGCCAGCAGUCUAGCUGCGUGAGCUGUGUGUCCAGCCCCUGCUGCCAGGCGGCCUCUGAGCCCAGCCCCUGCCAAUCAGGCUGCACCAGCUCCUGCACAUCCUCAUGCUGCCAGCAGUCUAGCUGCCAGCCGGCUUGCUGCACCUCCUCCCCCUGCCAGCAGGUCUGCUGCGUACCCGUCUGCUACAAGCCUGUGUGCUUCGUGCCUACCUGCUCUGAGCCUUCCUCUUCAUGCUGCCAGCAGUCUAGCUGCCAGCCGGCUUGCUGCACCUCCUCCCCGUGUCAGCAGUCCUCCUGUGUGCCCAUCUGCUCCAAACCUGUCUGCUGCAAAUCCCUCUGCUGUGUGCCCGUCUGCUCUGGGGCUUCCACUUCAUGCUGCCAGCAGUCUAGCUGCCAGCCGGCUUGCUGCACCACCUCCUGCUGCAGACCUUCCUCCUCCGUGUCCCUCCUCUGCCGCCCUGUGUGCAGGUCUGCCUGCUGCAUGCCCGUCUCCUCCUGCUGUGCCCCUGCCUCCUCCUGCCAGACCAGCUGCUGCUACCCAGCCUCCUGCGUGUCCCUCCUCUGCCGCCCCAUGUGCUCCCGCCCGGCCUGCUACAGCCUCUGCUCUGGCCAGAAGUCCAGCUGCUGACGGCGCUGAAUGUCAUCCAGAGUCCCUUCCCACCUGGGGCUGACCUCCCAGCGGUCCCAGCCAGCUCCUCCCUCUCUGGCAUUGACACCCUCAGAAUAUGGGGCAGGCUCUUU